AUGGCGAAUGAAGCCCGACUCACCACGCUCAGACGUCAGCGUGGCAACAUUCAAGCAUCAAUAACGAUGUUCAAGGCAACUUUGGAUACAUACAUGUCAUUGCCCAUCGAAGAACGUAUUCCGGAGAGACUCCAGGUCGCAUUGGACGGGAUGAAACAACGUUUUCAACGCUUUGAAGAAAUCCAAGAGGAGCUAGAAGAAGCGGACGAAGAAACCGAGAGCCCCAAACGUUUGGAGAUUCUAUCAAGGUAUGAACAAGCUGUUGGUGAUGCCCUUCAUCAUCUUUCACCCUUACGAACAGUAGCCGCUUCUCCACAAGGAAAUGGUAAUACAGUGCAGUGUGGUGACACAACGAACGCAGCUGCAUCAUUACUUUCGCUCAUACGUUUGCCGGAACUUGACAUUGCAAAGUUCGACGGAUCAUAUGAGAGUUACCAUCCAUUUUGGGACAGCUACAACUGCAACAUUGGACAGAGGACUGAUUUAUCCAAAGUUCAGAAACUCCAAUAUCUUCGGAGUCUUUUAACGGGGAGAGCUGCCAAGGCUAUUGAAUCGUUGUCAAACACUGAGGAGAAUUAUGACACCGCCUUGGACAUCAUCCAGAAGAAGUUCGAUCGCACACGGAAAAUCAUCUGUAGACACUGGGAACUGCUGCAUGAGUAUCCAGCUCUAUCAAAAGACACCAGAGGCACUUGGACAUCUAGUCGACACGGUUUAUCAGCAUACUAG
Diachasma alloeum is the source of this 729-nucleotide messenger RNA. RefSeq lists its product as uncharacterized. The transcript has a single exon. Bases 1 to 729 code for a protein of 242 amino acids. The record is from RefSeq and is a predicted model, not a curated record. Lineage: Eukaryota; Metazoa; Arthropoda; Insecta; Hymenoptera; Braconidae.